Molecule: messenger RNA, 1671 nt
Organism: Tripterygium wilfordii
Lineage: Eukaryota; Viridiplantae; Streptophyta; Magnoliopsida; Celastrales; Celastraceae
Product: cyclin-dependent kinase F-1-like
Exons: 2
Coding region: 1-1320 (439 amino acids)
Biological process (GO): protein phosphorylation
Cellular component (GO): nucleus
Molecular function (GO): ATP binding
Source: RefSeq, a predicted model, not a curated record
AUGGACCUGAACCCGCCACCACCGAAGAGCUGGAGCAUCCACACUCGACCCGAGAUUAUCGCCAAGUACGAAAUCCAAGAACGUGUGGGCUCCGGCGCUUACUCCGAUGUCUACAGGGCGCUUCGCCUGUCCGACAAUCUGGAGGUGGCUCUCAAGGAGGUACAUGACUACCAGUCUGCGUUCCGCGAGAUCGAGGCCCUGCAGAUCCUCCAGGGGAUCCCUAAUGUCGUAGUUUUGCACGAGCACUUUUGGCGGGAGGACGAGGACGCUGUCUUGGUGUUAGAGUUCUUGAGGACGGAUUUGGCUACGGUGAUUAAAGAGGCAAAGAAGGGAGGCGGGCUUCAGGUUGGGGAGGUCAAGAGAUGGAUGAUGCAGAUUCUGUGUGGAGUGGACGCUUGUCACAGGAAUAUGGUCAUGCAUCGCGAUUUGAAGCCUGGGAAUAUGUUGAUAUCCGAUAAUGGAGUGCUCAAGUUAGCAGACUUUGGGCAGGCGAGGAUGCUCAUGGAGCCUGGAUAUGUUGCAGCAGAUGCCAAUCAAGAACAAGGUUCCAUAAGUAAGGAGGAAUAUUUUAGAGAGAUGGAUGAGGUCAAGGCUGAAAUAUCCCUGGAUGAAAUGGCCAAACAAACCAAUGUCCAUGAUGAAAAUACAUCUUGUCAUGCGACUUGCACAACAGGUGACAUUGAAGAAGAUCCUUUCAAGGAGACGUGUUCUUACGAGGCACAUGAAGGUGAAGACCUUAGGCAUGGUUUUUGGACAUCAUGUGUGGGAACUCGCUGGUUCAGGGCCCCUGAACUUCUCUAUGGGUCUACAGAUUAUGGACUAGAGGUUGAUUUGUGGUCUUUGGGAUGUAUUUUUGCGGAGCUUUUAAGUCUUGAUCCCCUUUUUCCUGGGAAUUCUGAUAUUGAUCAGCUCGGUAGGAUUAUCAAUGUGUUGGGAAAUCUGACUGAAGAUGUCUGGCCGGGUUGUUCAAGACUUCCUGAUUACAGAAUAAUUUCAUUCUCUAAGGUAGAAAAUCCAAUUGGUUUAGAAGGCUGUCUUCCCAACCGUGCCCGUGAUGAAAUCUCGCUGGUUAAAAAGCUUGUUUGUUACAACCCUGCUAGUAGAGCUGCCGCAAUGGAACUGCUCCAUGACAAGUAUUUCGUUGAGGAGCCUCUUCCAAUUCCCAUAUCUGAACUGCGGGUUCCUUUGUCUAAGAGUUGGCAAGAUGAGGAAUCUCCAGGUGAGUGGUAUAAUUACAAUGACUCAGAUUCUGAUUUCGAUGAAUUUGGCCCUCCAAGAGUUACCACCACCCACUCUGGUUUUUCCAUUCAGUUCCCCUGAGCUCGGGGUGUAAUAUGGAAUGGUAUCUUACACACACACACACAUAUAUAUUUGUAUGUUGUGAGAAUCUCUCCAAGUCAGGCCCUCCGAAGUUUCCCUACACGAGAUUAGGAUACCUUGAGUGUCGCUCCAAAGUAUUGACGAGAAGGUUUGAACCUAGGACACAUUGGGGUUGCUCGAAAUUGAUGGUUUUAACGGGAAUGCAAUGACAAUUGCAAGUGUGGGUUUGCGUGAAUGAGGAAUGAAAUUAAGCUAGUGCUUAUGGGGUCAUGCUAUUUUGUUAUAUGCAUUUUUAAAUAUCUUAUCUUGUUAUAUGAUAUUACAAUAUUCUAAUUCAUUUUAUUUAAUUAA